Scatophagus argus is the source of this 1411-nucleotide messenger RNA. Its product is annotated as caspase-3-like. Bases 516 to 1283 code for a protein of 255 amino acids. The transcript is spliced from 6 exons. Lineage: Eukaryota; Metazoa; Chordata; Actinopteri; Scatophagidae. Gene Ontology annotation, biological process: proteolysis. The record is from RefSeq and is a predicted model, not a curated record. Gene Ontology annotation, molecular function: cysteine-type endopeptidase activity.
CCAAUCAGGAACGAGCUACAGUGACUGCGCUCAGACGCUUAGGGAGCCCCUCUUCCUGUGACCUGUGAGCCACACGUGACCUCUGCCAGAAAUACUUUUCAAGGGUCAUUUUUAUUCUUAUGUGCGACUGCAAGAAGUCCUGUUCUUUAAAAACUGACCAACAGUGACUGACUUCAAACUCCACCUGACCCUCCAUCACGAGGCCUUCUGCAUGAACUUUCCUCAGACUGCAAGACUGGAAUUUCCUCCUCGCCUGCAGCUCGUUGUUUUUAUGGUGUGUAGACGAGCAAUGACUCACCUGGACACACCUGGAGGAGACGGCAGAGCGACUGCACACACUGUUUCCCAGCACAUGCGAGAAAAGGUUGGACUUAUUGGGGGGCGGAGACAGAGACACAGAGAGACAUAACGGACACACACAGCACAGGAACACAGACGUCACUGAGUGAGCAGAGGAGUCGAACACAAGAAGAAGAAGAAGAAGAAGAAGAAGGAUCCCACAGUUCAGAGGACAGAUGGACCACAGCGGGAAGUGUAACAGGGCAGUGCUGGUCUCCGUGGGACAGUUUGACCCCGAGGUGAGGCUGAGGAGGAGGCCUGGAGCCAAGAGGGACACCAAGAGCCUCCACCGCACCCUCAGCAACCUGGGCUUCCAGGUGGACAUCCACAACGACCUGAGAAGUGAGGAGAUCUAUGAGCUGUUUCUGAAAGAGAGCCGGCGGCCCGUGAAGGACUGUUUUCUGGCCGUCUUGUCGUCUCACGGGGACGAGGGCCACGUGUUCGGAGCUGAUGGGGAACCCGUCCGCCUGUCACGGAUCUUCACGUGUUUUGACAACGACUGCAUGGAGAAGAAGGCCAAGCUGUUCCUCAUACAGGCCUGCCGGGGAGACGGUCUGGAUGACGGCGUGGAGGUGGAUUCGGCCGCUGAGACCGGCGCAGAGUGCAGCCUUUCGCAGCCUCUCUCAGUUCCUGUAGACACAGCUGUGAUGUACGCCACAGCACCAGGUUACGGAGCUUUCACGGGCCCCCUCGGCUCGGUCUUCCUCCAGACCUUCUGCACUUUAUUGCAGGAGGAAGGCGGUUGGAAGCUGGAGCUGACUCGCCUGAUGACCCGCCUCUCCCACAGAGUGGCCUACACCUUCCAGGCCAAAGGCGGCGUCCUGGCCGGGAAGAAACAGAUGCCGUGCCUGCUGACACGACUGACCAGAGACGUGUUCCCGUUCGUCGAGCCGGGGAAGGCCGGCGGGGGGGCGGGGCUCUCGGCCACGUCCCUGGUCUGCUGACGUGUUGUGCUGGUGUUGUACAGAACUGUGAUUAGACUGUAACAUGUCCACGUGAGAAAUGUUCUUUAUUUAUUCCUGCAUUUGUUAUUAAAGACAGAGCGUCAAAAAAUGUCUCAGUCUUUAUUGUC